Gasterosteus aculeatus aculeatus (three-spined stickleback) is the source of this 4583-nucleotide messenger RNA. It is a transcript of the gene scml2, whose product is annotated as Scm polycomb group protein like 2. Lineage: Eukaryota; Metazoa; Chordata; Actinopteri; Perciformes; Gasterosteidae. Gene Ontology annotation, biological process: negative regulation of DNA-templated transcription. Gene Ontology annotation, molecular function: histone binding; chromatin binding. Gene Ontology annotation, cellular component: nucleus. The record is from RefSeq and is a predicted model, not a curated record.
CGGCCACAAUGCAUCGCAGAUGCUGUGUGUUCAAACGCACGGAGAGGCAGACGAGGGCUGGCUUCUGCAUGGAUUUUAAUCUUUGAAUUUCUGGAUUUACCUCGGAGGACGUCACCUUUUUUGAUGUUCUGUCUCCGUGUAGGUAACGUUCUGUCUGACUCCAGGUCCUUUGCCGCACGCUUGGCUUCGGUCACCAUGGGCCGAACACCACACAGAGAUCAAAAAGAGGAGAAAGAGAGACAAAGCAGCAUCCCAGCAGGAUCUCCCCUCGACAAAUCAACUGAACCGUUCAGGUGGGAAGAUUAUCUGAGAGAAACAUCCUCCACUGCAGCUUCGCCCACUUCAUUCAAACAGUCCAGAGUCCCCCCCUCCAAUGACUUUAAAGCAGGAAUGAAACUUGAGGCGCGGGACCCUCGCAACUCGCACUCUGUGUGCAUUGCGACGGUGAUGGGCAUGAUGGGUACUCGUCUCCGCCUGCGCCUGGACGGAAGUGACAACACCAACGACUUCUGGAGACUGGUCGACUCGUUAGACAUCCAACCAAUCGGGAGCUGCGAGAGGAACGGGGACAUGCUGCAGCCACCGCUCGGUUUCAGGAUGAAUGCUUCGUCGUGGCCUAUGUUCCUCCUGAGGACGCUGAGUGGAGCAGAGAUGGCACCUGCCUCUGCUUUCAAAAAGGAACCAGCCUGCCCUGCCAAAAAUUACUUCCUGCCUGGUAUGAAGCUGGAAGCGGUGGACAGAAAGAACCCUUACCUGAUUUGUCCCGCCACAGUUGGAGAGGUCAGAGGUCAGGAGAUCUUCGUCAUGUUUGACGGCUGGCGAGGUGCCUUUGACUAUUGGUGCCCCUUCGACUCCAGAGACGUCUUCCCCGUCGGCUGGUGUGCUCUGACAAAACACAGCUUGCAGCCCCCGGGAAAUUUCUUUACCCUCCCUGGCGCGCUCCUCGCCCCCAUUUCCUCCGCCUCGGCCUCCCUCGCUGCACGCCGCUCCAUCUCCUCCUCCUCCUCCAUGCAGACCUCAUACCGACUGCCCAACCCCUUGCCGCCCCUGCCUGUGCGCAAGGGCGUCCGGGGUCGUCGACCCAAAUCCCAGACUAUCGCCCUGCUGAAGGCGGCGGCCGAGGCGGCGGCGGCGGCGGCGGCCGUUAAUGGAGCAUCGCAGAGCUCCCAGGCUCAACUGGCCCCCAGACCACACAAGAAGAGAGGGCCCAAGCCUAAGAUCAAGAAGAAGCCCCAAGUGGUGCAAUCUAUGGGGGCGCCAGCGGUUGCGGUUGCACCUCCGGAGACCAGACUGAGCUCCGGAAACGUCCCGGCAGACAACAACCACAGCAACGGCUCCAAUGUGGUUUGCACAGUGUGCGUCUAUGUGAACAAGCACGGCAACUACGGGCCGCACCUGGACAGGAAGCUGGUGCAGCAGCUCCCGGACCACUUUGGCCCGGCUCCCGUCAACGCCGUGCUACAGCAGGCCGUCCAGGCGUGCGUGGACUGCACGUACCAGCCCUCCGUGAUGCUGUCCUUCCUACAGAGCCAGUCCCACACCGGAGGAGAGGUCAUCCGAGUGCGGUCAGAGCACGGUAUCCGCUAUGUGAAGCUGCCCUCCGCCUCCAGCACGUCUUCGGUGCUGCGCUUCCUGGAGAACAUGUGCCUACAUCUGGAGAGCGACAGCCUGUUCAGCUCGCAGCCAUUCAGCCCCUUCAGCAACAACACACGCUUCUACAACAGGACCAAGUCAGAACCGCUGUCCCAGCCGGAGAACGGCCUGUCGAACGACAACUCCUCCAAGGAUGCCUCUCCCGGCGCCCGCCCCCUCCACGCCGCAUCCGACUACAGAGCAACGAAGAAGGAGCGGCCAUAUUACCCCGGACACACACACACGCCGCCGCCGCCUCUGCGCCGCGUCAGCUCCAACCCCACCGAACUGGGCCAGAUGUGUCCACCCAGACGAGUGGAGGCCAGCUCAACAACAGGCUCAGACCACCUGAAACCGGACAAGGAGGCUUCAGGGAACGACGCCUCUUCCUGGUCAGUCGACGAUGUCAUGCGGUUCGUCCAAGAGGCCGACCCCCAAACACUCGGGCCGCACGUCGAACUGUUCAGAAGACACGAGAUCGACGGCAGAGCUCUGAUGCUGCUGCGCAGUGAUGUCAUUAUGAAGUACAUGGGACUGAAGCUGGGCCCGGCGCUCAAACUCUGUCAUCACAUCGAGAGGCUGAAGCAGACCAAGCAAUAGCGGAUGAAGGCCACCAAACACACAACAACACGUUCUACUGUACAGGGAUGUUGGCAGUGUGAAUCCAGCCGAACCAGAGCCGGAGCCUCCGCCGCGGACACUGAGGUCAAGUGCCCAUCGGGUAUAUUACAAACUUAUACAUUAACUUAUACAAGCUUUCAGGCUAACGAAUAAAUAAAUCAACACAGAUUAGACCGGAAAGUAUAGUUACGCAGUCAAGUGAGUAAAUAUUACAUGAAAAACCCAUGUUGUCAAAAACAUGUGACAUCUUCAUCUAGAUUUGCGGGUGGUGUACGGCAGUGGUCCCCAACCACUGGGCCGCGGACCGCUACCGGUCCGUGGGACAUUUGUUUAAAUUUGUUUAAAUAUUUCAUAUUUAAAAUGGACACAAAUGAGAUUCACUAGUAACAGACAUCCCAGCAUUUGUUUCUGUUGCCUUAUCGUCAACAGCCAGAGGACACAAUUGAUCCAACUUAGCAGACAGGCCGUACGCUCGGCCGCUUUGUCUUCUCAGAUAUCCAGCUGUCUACAAAAUGUUUUCCCUGUCAGAAUUUCAGGAUAAAUGUUCUCCGCUCGUGAUUGGAAAAGUUAGUUUGUUUGGCUGCAUCAUUUCCAACAACGUAAUUAUGGGUCUGAAUGACUUCAUCUUUUACAAGCUGUCAUUAGAUGAGUUCAUCCAUGAGCAUAAUUACCAACAGGAGUGCCCUGGUUAUAUGAAUAAGAAGUUUGAAAGGUUUAAUUUCCAAGGUCUGGGAUUAUCUUUGGGAAUGACUUCUGUCCUCUAACACUUUUUUUUGAUCAUCAAAUAGUGGACAACACCUAAAUGAUCUUACUAGGACGAAAACCUUGACAAUUGAUUUUAUUUUGAGUCAGUUUGUGGUGCUGUGAAACAUUUCAACUUGUGCGCUGUUGUGGCUACAUGAUUGUAAUACGCUUGUACAGUCACAUGUACAGAACAUGAAGAGAGAGUACAUGAUGGGUAAACUGUUUCGUAUGAAGUCAAGCCAAAAGGGUUUUUUAAAAAUAUAAUUUCGUACUGUGACAAAUUGUAUCAAGCGUAAGUGUAAUCAAAUUUUUUUUUGCCUGAAAUAUUUUUUUGUAUGCACCAACACAUAACUACAUGCAGGAUAAUGCCAUGUCUGAGUAAGUAAUCACACGUUUCAAAGUAUUAAACUCUUUUAAUACAUAUUUUCUGAACAUUUCAGAACCCUUUUCAAACCAAAUCAUGUGUGUUGUAGCUGCAUUUCACACUGUUGCUCAGUUUUAGUGGUGACAAGCUGAUACUUAAUGUGAAACUCAGGUUUUAGUAGAGGUUGUUUUGUCGAUGUUUUACAUCUCUGGCAUGUUGUGUUCAUUGCUACGACAUAGAUGGACUGCACAAUAACAACUAUGUAUAUUUUCUAUGGCUUGUCAUCGCUCUGUCUGUAGCCUUUCACGUGUAAAUAUGCAACUUUUUACUGUAACAAAAAAAUGGUUGGUUAAUAUGUUUGAUAUGCAUUCACACAAUUAAACAUUUGUUUACAUCCUAUAACCGUUUGAUACCCAAGCACAGGGCCACAAAGCAAUGUCUACUUGUAACCCAUCAACAUUAGUUUCACAUGGUUAAGAGUUCUGACCAAAUCAACACAGGAGGCUUUAUUUCCAAAUUCAUACUGUUCACAAUAACAGAAUUCUGUGUAGCAUAAAAGUAUUAUUUGAUCUUUUUUCCCAAAGUGGCCACAUAAUUGUGUUUAGAAUGAUAGAUAUAGGGUCAUAAGCGGCUAAGAGAAACACAAUAUUCCACAGCACUGGUAGACGUCCAUUUCCUUUUACAUUUGUUUUUUUUUGUGUUUGUGGGUGUUUCUGUCCGGAGGGUAUGGGGGUGGGGGGGUCAAAGGGUCAUGGCUGUCUUACUUAAGGAAAGUGACAGUCCAAUAGAAUCAUUGUUCGAAAGAUCAGCCAGUUCAAAUAGCUGAUCAGCAGCACUCAGAAGGAACAGGGUAAUUAGGACUCAUCCCUCAAAGUCUUUGGGACGGAUCUAUGCUGUUUGCUGGUUGUGAAGAACGCUACAAUCACAGCAAACGCUACACCCCUCUACAUGCUUACAAUUAUGUAUCUGAAACAACAUCCAUUACGAUGUUUAACUACAAGGAAACUCGCUCUCUGCCAUGAGCAUCGGGACCAACCCGCAGAAAUGGAAUAAUAAUAAUCGCUCAAGAGUGACUUUGCUGAAAAAUAAAUAUAUGUAAUGAGAACUUUGUGGACUAUGUCCUCGUAAGUGAGUAUCUUUGAGUGACAUGCUUUUUUCUACCUUAUUGUUUUAGUUGGAUCUGGUCAUAUGUCGGUUCAAUUAAAUGUGAACUCUGUAAAAA